CCAAAGAAAACAGAGCAGGGGUUGUGUGUGUGUGAGGAUGUGAGGUUGAAGUUGGAAGCGGGAAAUGGCGAUUCCCAUGCUCAGAGCUUCAGCUCCUCCUGCUCACUUGCGCGCGCUCUUCCACUCCAACGUGAAGAAGCCCCUCCAUGUUCACAGACUGCCCUGUUCCCCGCCUGAACUAAACCCUGUCCUGCAAGCACAAAAUGAGGAGGUGACGUCAGAGUCAGGGUUGUCUCUUUUUGUUGGGACACACCUUAUCCCACACCCCAACAAGGUUGACAAAGGCGGCGAAGACGCUUUUCUGGUGAGCGGCUUCAAUGGGGCAGUCAUUGCUGUUGCUGAUGGCGUUUCCGGAUGGGCUGAGCAAAACGUGGAUCCUUCGCUGUUUUCUAAGGAAUUGAUCGCUCAUGCUUUGUCUUUGCUCGGGGAUGAGGAGGCAAACUACAAUCCUCGGAUGCUUCUAAAUGAAGCACAUGCUGCUACCUCCUCUAUAGGUUCAGCUACAAUAGUUGUUGCCAUGCUGGAGAGAGAUGGGAUCCUGAGGAUCGCAAAUGUAGGGGAUUGUGGAUUAAGGGUUGUCCGAGGCGGUCAGAUAAUCUUUUCUACGUCUCCGCAAGAGCACUACUUUGACUGUCCCUACCAGCUAAGCUCAGAAUCAGUUGGCCAAACAUAUCGAGAUGCUGUGGUUAGCACUGUUGAAGUAAUAGAGAAAGAUACUGUCAUUAUGGGCUCAGAUGGUCUCUUCGACAAUGUUUUUGACCAUGAAAUUGUUUCCAUAUUGGCCAAACAUGAUGAUGUUUCAGAAGCUGCAAAGGCAUUGGCUAAUCUCGCAAGAGAACACUCCGUGGACUCAAGUUAUGAUUCCCCCUACUCCAUUGAGGCUAGAACAAGGGGUUUUGAUGUUCCUGUGUGGAAGAAAGCACUUGGGUUUAAGCUUACAGGCACGGGCCACGGCCUCCCUUUCUCUUUCUCUCUGUUCGUGUGUGCUGUUUCACGUAUCUCUGAGAAAUAUUAUCUUUUCAACUUCAUCUCUGUCGUAAGUAGUUCAUGUCUGUUGCUGUCAGGUGGAAAGCUCGACGAUAUAACCGUAAUUGUUGGUCAAGUUGUUAGACCACAUGGAUCCUGAGACGCCCCGAUUGUGUUUUUGAAUGAAGUGCGAGAGAACUAGACGCGGGAUUAUGUCUUUUCCGCUUAUCAGAGUAGAGUCUUUUGGAGAAAGUAGUUUUCAUAAUGUCAAAAGUUUGGCAUUUACAGGGACAUCAUGGUAUGUCUGUAUUCUUUUGGGCUAUCAUGGUAUGUGCUGUGGAACCACUAAUUGUGCUUCUUUCUCUAAAGUUGAAAUCAUACAGGGACAGAA
Molecule: messenger RNA, 1357 nt
Organism: Syzygium oleosum
Lineage: Eukaryota; Viridiplantae; Streptophyta; Magnoliopsida; Myrtales; Myrtaceae
Product: probable protein phosphatase 2C 26
Exons: 10
Coding region: 65-1126 (353 amino acids)
Source: RefSeq, a predicted model, not a curated record